CGGGCAGGAAGUGGCGGGGGGGCGCAGCUUCCCGCCGCGCCUCUCGUCGUCCCGGGCGCUGAGGCGCGGAAUGGCCGCCGCCGUCUAGCGUAGGGCCCCGCGCUGCUGCCGCCAUGGGCCGGGAGUCCAGGCAUUAUCGAAAGCGCUCUGCGUCACGUGGACGCUCUGGUAGCCGUUCCAGAAGUCGUUCUCCAUCUGACAAAAGAGGAAAACGUGGAGAAGACAGACGCUCUAGAAGUAGAGAUCGAGAACGUAGACGUGAGAGGUCACGCAGUAGGGACAAGAGAAGGUCUCGAUCGCGUGACAGAAAGCGUCAAAGACGUUCAAGAAGUAGAGAAAGGGAACGGAGCCGAGAAAGAAGAAGAUCCCGGAGCCGAGAGAGGAGGCGCUCUAGAAGCAGAAGUAGAGGUAGACGGUCUCGAUCCUCCAGUCCAAGCAAGAACAGGAAAACAGAAAACAGAUCAAGAUCUAAAGAAAAGACAGAAGGUGUUGAAGUUUCCAAAGAAAAGAAAAAAGACAAAGAUGACAAAGAAGAAGAGAAGGAUAAAGAUGCUACCACAAAUACUGUGGCCACUGAGAAUUUUGAUCAGAACAAACUAGAAGAAGAGAUGAGAAAACGAAAAGAAAGAGUGGAGAAAUGGAGGGAAGAACAACGCAAGAAGGCUAUGGAAAACAUAGGAGAACUGAAAAAAGAAAUUGAAGAGAUGAAACAGGGGAAAAAAUGGAGUUUAGAAGAUGAUGAUGAUGAUGAAGAGGAAACUGCAGAAGGAGAAAAAGAAGGCAAUGAGGUUGAAGAUGAAGAGUUAGAUCCUUUGGAUGCUUAUAUGGAAGAAGUAAAAGAAGAGGUCAAGAAGUUUAAUAUGAGAAGUGUGAAAGGUGGAGGUGGGAGUGAAAAGAAAUCCGGACCAACUGUUACCAAAGUAGUAACCGUGGUGACAACCAAAAAGGCAGCUGCAGAGUCAGAAAAGAAGAAAGGGGAGCUCAUGGAGAACGACCAAGAUGCAAUGGAGUAUUCCUCAGAAGAGGAGGAAGUUGAUCUUCAGACUGCCCUGACUGGCUAUCAGACCAAGCAGAGAAAGCUGCUAGAACCAGUGGAUCAUGGAAAGAUAGAAUAUGAACCUUUCAGGAAAAACUUCUAUGUUGAAGUACCAGAACUAGCUAAAAUGACUCAAGAAGAGGUGAAUGUGUACAGGCUGGAGUUGGAGGGAAUUACAGUCAAGGGAAAAGGCUGCCCUAAACCAAUAAAAACCUGGGUACAGUGUGGUAUUUCCAUGAAGAUUCUCACUGCCCUCAAAAAACAUGGCUAUGAAAAGCCCACUCCCAUUCAAACCCAGGCCAUCCCAGCAAUUAUGAAUGGACGUGACUUGAUUGGCAUUGCUAAAACAGGAAGCGGAAAAACUAUUGCAUUUUUGUUGCCCAUGUUCAGACACAUUAUGGAUCAGAGAGCAUUAGAAGAAGGAGAAGGUCCCAUAGCUGUCAUUAUGACACCUACUCGUGAGUUGGCUUUGCAGAUUACCAAGGAGUGCAAGAAAUUCUCAAAGACACUUGGACUUCGAGUUGUGUGUGUCUAUGGAGGAACAGGAAUCAGUGAACAGAUAGCUGAACUCAAAAGAGGUGCUGAAAUUAUUGUUUGCACACCUGGGCGUAUGAUUGACAUGUUAGCAGCUAACAAUGGUCGGGUGACAAAUCUCCGUAGAGUCACGUAUGUUGUACUUGACGAAGCAGACAGAAUGUUUGACAUGGGUUUUGAGCCUCAGGUUAUGCGCAUUGUAGACAACGUCAGGCCUGAUCGUCAGACUGUCAUGUUCUCUGCUACUUUUCCCAGAGCUAUGGAGGCACUAGCUCGGAGAAUCCUAAGUAAACCGAUAGAAGUGCAGGUUGGAGGCAGAAGUGUUGUCUGUUCUGAUGUGGAGCAACACGUUAUUGUCAUAGAAGAGGAGAACAAGUUUCUGAAGUUACUGGAGCUACUGGGACACUAUCAGGAGAAAGGAUCGGUUAUCAUAUUUGUAGAUAAACAAGAACACGCUGAUGGGUUGUUGAAAGAUUUAAUGAGAGCCUCUUAUCCUUGCUUGUCUCUUCAUGGAGGUAUUGAUCAGUAUGAUAGGGACAGCAUAAUUAAUGAUUUCAAGAAUGGAAUUUGCAAACUUCUGGUGGCCACAUCUGUAGCAGCAAGGGGCUUGGAUGUAAAACAAUUGAUGCUGGUGGUCAAUUAUAGCUGUCCCAACCAUUAUGAAGAUUAUGUGCACCGAGCAGGCCGAACUGGACGAGCUGGCAAUAAAGGGUAUGCGUACACAUUCAUUACGGAGGACCAGGCACGGUAUGCUGGUGAUAUCAUUAAGGCUUUGGAAUUGUCUGGGAAUCCAAUUCCUACUGAUUUGGAGAAGCUCUGGGCUGACUUCAAAGACCAACAGAAGGCUGAGGGGAAGUUGAUUAAGAAAAGCAGUGGAUUCUCUGGCAAAGGUUUUAAAUUUGAUGAAACAGAACAGGCUUUGGCUAACGAAAGAAAGAAGCUACAAAAAGCAGCUCUUGGCUUGCAAGAUUCAGAUGAUGAAGAUACAGCUGUUGAUAUCGAUGAACAAAUUGAAAGCAUGUUCAACUCAAAGAAAAGAGUAAAAGACAUGGCAGCACCGGGAACAUCAAAUGCUCCUACACCAUCAGCUGGAAACGCAGAAAAAUUGGAAAUUGCGAAAAGAUUGGCUUUGAGAAUCAAUGCCCAAAAGAAUCUUGGAGCAGAAGCACAAGUAUUGGUGCCCUUCCACUUUAAGGAUGUGAUGCAGCAGGCUACAAAUGCUAUCCUGAGAGGAGGCACAAUUCAAGCACCUACUGUAUCUGCCAAGACCAUUGCAGAGCAGCUGGCUGAAAAAAUCAAUGCUAAGCUCAAUUAUGUACCCAUAGAGAAGCAGGAGGAAGAGAAACAAGAUGGAGGACAAAAUGAAUCCUUUAAGAGAUAUGAAGAAGAAUUGGAGAUCAAUGACUUCCCACAGACUGCCAGAUGGAAAGUUACCUCCAAAGAAGCACUGCAGAGAAUCAGUGAAUAUUCUGAAGCUGCUAUUACAAUCAGAGGAACUUACUUCCCUCCAGGCAAAGAACCCAAGGAAGGAGAACGAAAGAUUUAUUUGGCUAUAGAAAGUGCCAAUGAACUGGCUGUACAGAAAGCAAAGGCAGAAAUCACACGACUUAUAAAAGAGGAGCUCAUCAGAUUGCAAAAUUCAUACCAACCAACCAACAAAGGAAGAUACAAAGUUCUAUGAGUUUUUGGAGUUAUCUGUCUGCCAGUGGCUGGUGCGUGAAACUUUGUGGCUUCUGUUGUUUUUGCUGUUUACACUGCUUAUUGUAAAUUAAGAAUUUUUUAUUUUGUCUUGCGGACAUUUUUUAACAGAAAAUUGAUACUUGCUGAAACAUCUUAAUUCUCUCCACUACAGUUAUCAGUCUUAAAGCAGACCAGUUUUGGCAGAGCAUGAUUUCAUUUAAAAGUGCAGUUUAUAUACUUUUUGUCAUAAAGAAUAUAAAAUAAAACAUUUUAAUUUUCCUGACAGACUAUACUGUUAAGUAAAUUAAACAAUGUUGGGAUUUGUGUUGGAAAUUGUUAGAAUGUACCCACUUCACAUUGUGGGGAUGGUUCACACCGUAUCAGUUCAUACUGGAAAAAUGAUAAAACCCAAAUAAAGGCAGGAUUUUCUCCUGAUCCGUAGCAUCUCUCUGGCUGGUUCCACACACUUCAUUCCCUGUACAAAUGUCCCCCUAAGGUCAGAGAGUCUUGCGGUGAUCAGAGUAGAGAAUUUUAUCCAGAAAUACUUGAGGUCUGGUUUUAAGAUCUUAUGCUUUUCAUGUCUCAUUUUGUCUUUAUCAUCCAGGUAAUAGAAUAACUCUUCGGGGUUUUUGUAAACUGAAAUGUUUUGUAGAAUGAAAAUAGUUUUCCUGGUUUUUUUCUAAACAUCAGAAUUUUAGGAUUUGAUUUUUUUUUCCUCAUUCUCUGACAUAAGAAUGAAAGCCUGUUUAGUUUAAAAAGAAACUCUCAGAAAAAAAAGAGAAACUUCUUUUGUAAUGAAAUACGACUGUCACUUUUUUAUAGUGUUCUUAUAUAUACAUUUAAUGUGAUUUUUUUCCCCCAGGGUUGUCGUCUUUGUUACUGUUAGGACAUGGCUUUAAGUAAAAAUGAAUAAUGAUAUUUAUGAGUGAAUCCCACAAAUAUUGACUAUCAUUGCAGUCAAUAAGCUACUGGGACAGGCAAGACCUUUCUUUUUGAGGUCUCAUCCCCAUAACCAUUAGUACUCACGAUGGACACUUACUACUCUUAAGCAUUUAACUUUGCUGUCUACUUAUCUGGAGCCUGAGCGGUAGCAAUUUGAAUCGUCUCAUUCUAGCCGCUGCGAGACUUUCAAGAUGAUGACUUUCAAAAGGACUUUUGUAGAAAGCUUUUCUUACCUGACACAUCGAGAAGAAAUGUGUCAUUUUAAAACAGCUGUGUAUAUACUGCUUUAACCCUGGUGAAGACAAAUCAUACAACCUGCAUCAUGGCUGUAUAAAUUCACAACUUGUGUUUCUCAAUUUCAGGUAAUUUAAAUGACUGUGUCUGUUCGCAUACAACUGUCUGUUACUCUAAUGUCAGUGUACCUUAUUUGCAAUACAGGAAAGGAAAGUAAUGAUUAUACCAACUUAAUAGUAUACGUUUAGGAUAAGACCAACAAUACUUGCCAAUAUUAAUACAUUGAGUAGAACAAAGAGGAGCAGCACACACAAUAACCCUUCUCAAAAUUUAAAACAGAAAUCUCAAACUAAAGCCCUUUGGCUCCCUUUAAAUAAUUCAGGUUUCCUUCUGUUAAGAACUGGGUUUUGAUGUAUUUCAUACAACUUGUUUGUUGAAUUGUCUAACUUUUGACAGUGUCCCCCCCAGCAGAGUGGCAGAUUUUGGUGUAUUUAAUGAAGAGCACUUUCAAGUUUGGACAGUCUGACACUUCUUUAAAAAUCUUGUUUCAAAAUGUUCGUAUAUAUAUUGGUAUCUCCUAAAAAAGGCAUGAUGGAGACAUUUUUGUGAUUUCCAGCUUUGCACUGUUGGAUUUCAGAGAUGCAACAAUGUAUAAUCUUUAACUUCCUGGGGUUUUUAAAUGCAAUGUCAAUAUUCCUAUGUUUUUUAAAUUCCAGCAAAAAUAAAAAUAAUUUCAAUGUAUAUUU
Molecule: messenger RNA, 5172 nt
Organism: Chroicocephalus ridibundus (black-headed gull)
Lineage: Eukaryota; Metazoa; Chordata; Aves; Charadriiformes; Laridae
Gene: DDX46
Product: DEAD-box helicase 46
Exons: 23
Coding region: 114-3251 (1045 amino acids)
Biological process (GO): ribosomal large subunit assembly
Cellular component (GO): cytosol
Molecular function (GO): RNA helicase activity; nucleic acid binding; ATP binding
Source: RefSeq, a predicted model, not a curated record